CGAUCGUAUGAACACUCAAGGUCCUUACGAACGCUGCAAUAUUAUGCGUUACGGAUUUGCAUCAGAAACAGGAGAAGAUCCAUUUAUAAAUGGACGUCUCUCAAAUGUACUUGAAACAGAUGCAGAUCAUCAAGAAUUACGACGAGUAACACUUGAGAAUAUCUCACUUUCUAUGGAAGAAUUGGCAAAUAAAGUUCGGGAGGAGGAAUGCGGUACACAAUCAGAGAAAUACAGACAAGUAUUUGGGAUUAGCUGGUUAAUGAGGAACUGUGAGGCGAUACCAGAUGUAGCGGUUCCUCGAAACCGUAUCUACGCACAUUAUGUAUCGGUAUGCGCGCAUGAAAGAAUAAAGCCGUUAAAUCCGGCGUCGUUUGGGAAGCUUGUGAGGAUGGUAUACCCGGAUAUUAAGACGAGAAGGUUAGGAGUGAGAGGACAAUCGAAAUAUCAUUAUUGUGGAAUGAAACUUCGUGAUGAUCAUCUUUCGACACAUAUAAGUCCUAGUAAAUCGGAGCUUAAGAAUGCACAUGAAGAAAAUUCGACGUAUGCAGAAAGUGUACAUACAUCGUCAUUUCUUAAAGCAUUUGAUCCAUUAUUGGUACAUUCUAAUGUUGAGACGGAAAAGUCGUCGGAUCCUUUGAUUAACUUUGUAUUUAAGUCGAAGCAUCUUUAUUUUCCAACAUAUUCGUCAACAUCGAAUUCUAGUGCAAUGUCGCCAUUAGCGUCGUUUACAUUGCCUGAUAUUAAUCAAUAUAUUCCAGCAGAUGUAGAUCCGGAUACGAAGAACACGCUUAUUUCAUUAUAUACGUCACAUUGUAGCUCAUUGAUUGAAUCGAUUCGAUAUAUGAGAUUAAAACAGUUUCUUACGAUUACAUCUUCUUUUCAUAAUUCCCUUACAGUUCCGGUUCAAAAACUUCUUUCAUCACCAUUCCUAGCAAAUUGGGUUCAAAGAGCAGAUUUCGAAAUGUAUAGGGAAAUUAUACGAUUAUUAUCACCACUUGCAUUACAAGUGGUACCACCUCAAAUUCUUUCAUCAUUACGUGUUCUUUCAUCAACCUUGAUUAAUCAUAUUACACAUACAUUAUCGAUUCAUCCUCAACAUUUCGUUCGUGCUAAGGUUAUUCCGGCAGUCGCUUUUUCAGCACUUUUAUCAAGACUUUUACGUGUUAAUGAUACAGCACAUGCAGCAGCACGAUUUUUAACCAAUCCAGCAGAUAGAGAAUUAAUGAGAAAUGAUUGGCUUAGGUAUAUUGAUGCACGUGCAAUUGUAAAUCGAGAACUUCCUUGUAAAGAAGAUGAGGCAGUCAAAAUUCUUGAUGACGUCAUUCAACUCUUAUACGGAUCAAAUCAAUUAAAUAUUUCUAAAAAAAAUUCUACAAGUAAAGUGGGUUCCUCUUCCAUUUCAUCAACAGAUACAUCACAAACCGAUCAUUCAAUAAAUAAUGACGGUACAAACACUUUAGACGGUUCAUUAAAUCGUUGGGCCGACUUCUUUUCCUCUUUACCAAGUCGUUUUCCAAACAUUUCUCCAAAAUUAUUUCUUUUAUGUGCCGGAACCGUCGAAACCGCUAUUCUAAGAGAAAUCACUGUAGCCGGCGGUGAAUCCUUUGGCGCUUGGUGGGUCGUACGUUGUUGGAUCGACGAAUGGUUAUGUUGGAUUAGUGAACGUGGAGGUUUUCUUGAAAUACAAUUACUCGAACAAAUAAAUCCUUCUUCUUCUUCUCUAGAAAAAAAUACUGAUACACAAGCACUUACGGACGACCCCAAUACAACACUGGCUGUCGCAUUGUGCGUCGAUCCAAUCACUAAUGGUUCCAUUGAGACUCAUUUAGAUUCCAAAAAUGACGAUUAUAUCAAUAUGGUUUUUAAUGCAAAUGGAAAUACCGGCGAUGAUCCAACUUAAUCUUAUCAUUCAAUUCGCUUCAUUUACUCCUCUUUUCAUACAUUUU
This is a messenger RNA of Pneumocystis carinii B80, 1946 nucleotides long. RefSeq lists its product as hypothetical. Gene Ontology annotation, biological process: regulation of transcription by RNA polymerase II. The transcript is spliced from 5 exons. The record is from RefSeq and is a predicted model, not a curated record. Lineage: Eukaryota; Fungi; Ascomycota; Pneumocystomycetes; Pneumocystales; Pneumocystaceae. Gene Ontology annotation, molecular function: RNA polymerase II cis-regulatory region sequence-specific DNA binding; DNA-binding transcription factor activity, RNA polymerase II-specific. The coding region runs from base 8 to 1900 and encodes 630 amino acids.